UCUACACUGAAGCUUACAACAUAGAUAAUUAUGAUUGGCAUGAAGACUACAAACCUGUGAAUAAACUGAAGGGACUAACAAUAGCACGUGGAACAAAGCAAAAGAUUAAAUUAGUAGCGUAUAAGCGUGCAAAAGGGUGGCCGUUCACUUUGAAGCUAACUUUUGAGAAUAAUCGUAUUGUUCGAAUAAGGAUCAGACAGGUGGAAGUCUAUUAUCACAGUGGAGGAUACAAAGAAAGGACCGAUUUGCGUGAUGAUUGGGUAUUGGAGUCGCCUUUCGACAUUCACAUCGGCCUACGACAUGACACUACGGUCGUUAGAAUUAGUCAAACACACUACCAAUUCCUCAACAUGGUCUCCUGGGACCACAACAAAAACGGCGAACUGGCCUUAAAAAACAAUAACACAAGGACAGCCAUCAAGUAUUUCUCGCAAGCUUUUAAGAACGCGCAAAAUUCCGACAUCAAACAAAUUUCUCGACAAAAUUUAAGCAAGAGCCACGCCACGCUUGCCAAGCAGCAGAUUGACAGCGCUUUGAGUGCAGAAGUCAAAGGACAAACAACAGAAGCCGAAAAGUACUUCAAUGAGGCGAAGACUCACCUCGAAGAGGCUAAAUCACUGGUAAAUUCCACCUUCAAUCAAAGCCGUCUUAAUUUUAUUAAACUAAAAAUAAGCGGCAAUCACUUGAUUAACUCAGCCGUGAAGACCGAAGAGGAAGCAGCGUCUUUGUUUGACGCUGCUUUAGAGUCUGCCGACAUUGAUGCGGCUUCUGUUGUUGCAAAGUACAACGAAGCGUUGGCGCAGUACAGAGAAGCUUUGGCCAAGUAUAACGAAGCCAGUAAAUUGGGAGUCGCGAACCUGUCUCAGAGUACGAAGAUCACAGAAGAGCAAAUUUCUGAGCUGGAAGUAGUGGUUGCCAACAUGGAGAACGUCUUGUUGAGAGAAAGACUGAAGAAAAUGGAAAAGCAGACGAGAGACACUACGAAAGGACAGGCGGCUAAGCAAGAAUAUAUAGAACACCUGGAUGUGGUUUACGAAUAACCUGAUUAAUCAAUUUGUAUUUUCAAGAACGAAGAAGGUGUAUAUAAUAUAUACGAUCGUGUUGUCGUUAAAUUAAAUUU
This is a messenger RNA of Zophobas morio, 1120 nucleotides long. RefSeq lists its product as uncharacterized. The transcript has 2 exons. The record is from RefSeq and is a predicted model, not a curated record. The coding region runs from base 351 to 1040 and encodes 229 amino acids. Lineage: Eukaryota; Metazoa; Arthropoda; Insecta; Coleoptera; Tenebrionidae.